CCGUGGCUGGCGCUUGGGCUGCGGCGCCACCUCCAGCCUCAGUUGUCUCCGUUCGCCGCCUUUCCGUCCCGCGUCUCUGCUGCGUGUGUGUUUCUGCGUGUGCCCUCUCUCAUGCUUUGCUCUUCUCCCUCUUUGCGUUGCGUAGCUGCAGGCACACACACACACACGGCCACACUGCCCACGGUGCAUUUACAUACCGCAGGGCACGUGGAUGAUUCCUUCGUAGUUGGUGCUGGUGGUGCGGUGCGGGUGCCGCGUCAUUCGAUGGAUGCGUGCCCACUUCCCGUGUGUGGGCGUGUGGCCGGCGGGGUGGGUGUUGUGUUUCUUUGCACCUCAGCGAUUUGCAGCGCAAAAUGCCACCGCGACGAGCCAGUCAAUUUCACUGUGAGUGGGUAA
This is a messenger RNA of Trypanosoma rangeli, 396 nucleotides long. RefSeq lists its product as uncharacterized. The transcript has a single exon. The record is from RefSeq and is a predicted model, not a curated record. NCBI's taxonomy places the organism in Eukaryota, Euglenozoa, Kinetoplastea, Trypanosomatida, Trypanosomatidae. The annotation marks the transcript as partial.